CGAGCACAGGAGUAGAAUACACAGCAUCUCUAUCGCAAGCAUCGGGCGCUCGGAGCAGGCCGGGCACAGGGUACGGCGAGACGAAAUGGCGCAAGCAGUGCAGACCAACGGUGCCCAGCCGCUGAGCAAGACAUGGGAGCUCAGUCUGUAUGAGCUGCAGAGGACACCACAGGAAGCAAUAACCGACGGGCUGGAAAUUGUGGUAUCCCCUCGAAGUCUGCACAGUGAACUUAUGUGUCCCAUUUGCUUGGACAUGCUGAAGAACACAAUGACAACGAAAGAGUGCUUGCAUCGAUUUUGUGCUGACUGCAUCAUAACAGCCCUCAGAAGUGGAAACAAAGAGUGCCCUACUUGUAGGAAGAAGCUAGUUUCCAAAAGAUCACUACGGCCAGAUCCGAACUUUGAUGCUCUAAUAAGCAAAAUCUAUCCAAGUCGGGACGAGUAUGAAGCUCACCAGGAGAGAGUUUUAGCCAGGAUUAAUAAGCAUAACAACCAGCAGGCUCUCAGUCACAGUAUUGAGGAAGGAUUGAAGAUACAAGCCUUGAACAGGUUACCAAGAGGUAAAAAGCAACAGGUAGAAAACGGGAGUGGAGCUGAAGACAAUGCGGACAGUUCCCAUUGCAGUAACGCUUCUGUUCAUAGUAACCAGGAAGCAGGGCCCAGUAACAAGAGAACCAAAACAUCAGAUGAUUCAGGGCUAGAGCUGGACACAAACAAUGAGACUGCAUCCAUGGAUUCUGUUUUGGAUGGAGCAAGUGAGAUUGAGUUGGUCUUCAGACCUCACCCAACACUGAUGGAAAAAGAUGACAGUGCACAGACUCGAUACAUAAAGACUUCAGGUAAUGCCACAGUGGAUCACUUAUCAAAAUAUUUAGCUGUGAGGUUGGCCUUGGAAGAGUUUCGAAGCAAAGGAGAGAACAAUGAGAUGAGCCUCAGUGCUGCGAGCGAGAAACAGUACACUAUUUACAUUGCUACAGCAAAUGGACAAUUUACCGUGCUGAAUGGUUCAUUCUCCUUGGAACUAGUCAGUGAGAAAUACUGGAAGGUAAACAAACCAAUGGAAUUAUACUACGCACCCACCAAGGAGCACAAAUAAUGAGUUGGACCUUCCUUUUUGUAAGCAGAUUUGUUAUAUUCAGAACUCACUUGUAAACAACGCACUUUUUAAAACCAAGUGUAACCAGUUCCACCCAUGGAUAAUAACUAUUUUUACCACCACCACGUACAAGCUCUUUUUUUGCAGUUUUUCAUUAUAGUGCUUAAAGGUAAGCUUUUUAGCAGCAACCAGAACAAAUCAGAGGUGUAUCGAAUCUGUAAUAGAGGGAAUAUCUGGGUGGUUUGAUGGGGGAGUGGUGAUAAGUAGCAAGCUGACCCACCCAUGACCCAAUUGAGGUUAUAUAUAUAUAUAUAUAUAUAUAUAUAUAUAUAUAUAUAUAUAUAUAUAUAUAUAUAUAUAUGAAAAACAGUCCACUGGCGGCCUGGGUGCUUAUUUAAAAAAAAAUCCAAAGUAUAUAGCAAGAAAAAACCGCACUGCUCAGGACUUAUAAUAAUUAAAAAAACCAUUUUAUUGGCACAUACUGACGUUUCGGCGGCUGCUGCUGCACAAAGCUUUGAAAAAGGCUGUACAUCAGUAUGUGCUAAUAAAAUGUUUUUUUUAAUUAUUAUAAGUCCUGAGCAGUGCGUUUUUUUUCUUGCUCUAUAUAUAUAUAUAUAUUAUAUAUAUAUAUAUAUUAUAUAUAUAUAUAUUAUAUAUAUUAUAUAUAUUAUAUAUAUAUAUAUAUAUAUAUAUAUAUAUAAUAUGUGUGUGUGUGGUGCAUUCAACCAAUUACCAGUUCUUAGAUGCAGGAUUUGCUGUGUCCCAUGUACAUCUUUCAAGGAUCCUUUUACUAGUAAGUGCAUAACCUUGAUAGAUUCCAAUCAGUAAUAUUUCAGAAAUCGUCACGUUUAUUAAAGGAAUUGUGUACAAAGAAACUUUUUUUUUUUUUUUUUUAUCUCAUUGCCAAUUCAUUGUUGUUGAAUUUUUUUGAGUACUUUUAGUAAUUACAUUAUAUACUCCUACUAGUGGUAUAAUUAUAAACAGAAAUGCAUCCACUUUGGGUGAUCUGGUGGGUGACCUGGAGCCCAGGUUCUGAUGGCUAACCCUGCUGUCUUUUGUUAAAGCUUUGGUACUAAAAUUCAUUUUCUUGAUAGACCUCUCGCUUCCACGCAAGAGUCAUUAGAAUUAACCAAGAAUAUUGAAUGUCGUUGAAUCUGAUGAAAACAGGGAGUGUAAGCUUGCUACAUUAAUAUCUGUACAGUGCAACAUGUAUUUAUACUUCAAUUUCCUGUAGGCAUGUCAAUGUUUGUGUCUAUAUUUCUGGUUCUAGUUGGCAGCAAAGGCAAACUUAACUAGAUGACUUGCGUGAAUAAUCCUUAUGCUACAGGAGACUUCUUUGUUUUGUAAAUAAAAUAUUUUCAGUUUAAAAA
Messenger RNA from Xenopus laevis (African clawed frog), 2466 nucleotides. RefSeq names its product ring finger protein 2 L homeolog (gene rnf2.L). Gene Ontology annotation, cellular component: PcG protein complex; cytoplasm; nucleus. The record is from RefSeq and is marked provisional. NCBI's taxonomy places the organism in Eukaryota, Metazoa, Chordata, Amphibia, Anura, Pipidae. Gene Ontology annotation, molecular function: ubiquitin protein ligase activity; chromatin binding. Gene Ontology annotation, biological process: protein ubiquitination.